AUGGAUAGCCUCAGUAGAAUUGAUAUCGACAAAUUAGAAUCUUCGGAAACAGACAUGAGUGACAUUGAAGAUAUCCCGAAAGAAAGAAUGCCUAGCUUGAACACUCAUCAAGUAGCUUUUCGAAAUAGAGGAACUAAGAUCGAAAUGAUGUCGUCUGAGCCGGCGGAUAGAAAGCAAUAG
This is a messenger RNA of Acanthoscelides obtectus, 180 nucleotides long. The record is from the annotation of a GenBank genome assembly. Lineage: Eukaryota; Metazoa; Arthropoda; Insecta; Coleoptera; Chrysomelidae.